CGUCUAAGGCCCUCCUUUGGGACUGUCCACUCCAUGCCUGCUUGGAAAGAGCUCGCCAGUCAGAGUUUUCCUGUGACAACUCGAAACUAAUAUUAAUUAAGUAUCAAAUAUCAGAAAGUAACAAUCAAAAAGUUAGAAUAUUCACAAGUUAUUUUCUUCCCUGCGGGCAUUUCUGAAAGACAGAACUUACUGAGGGGCCUGACGUGAUAUCGGCGGCGAGCGGUCGUUAUGGUGAUGAGUCCGAGGAGAAAGAGAGUUUUCAGAGAAGUCUUCCGUGAGGAAUCUGCAGACCUAAUUAAAAAAAGAUAAUUGUUGUAGUUCUUACUGCAUGUGUGUACCCGGUCAGAUUACUAGGCCGCAGCUCUGACUUUGGUCUUUUUCUGUCUUCUACCUACCUUUGGAGCGCAAAUCAAAGAGCUGAGCGAUCCAAUGCGAAAUCAAGAACUUUUGCAUUUCCAGAAAACAAAGCGAGCAACCAGAUCUCGGCUCUCCUCGUUUCAGAAAUAAACUGCAUUAAAGCAGCGAUGUCUCUGGAGUAAACGGCUACGUGGAAGAGACAUCCUCUAGAUGAUAAAAUAGGAGCUUUGUGUGCAGAUAGGUGUGGUGUGAAUCACCCAACUGCGUAAAACUUGCUUUAUGAAUUGUUUAUUCAAACAAUGUUAAUAAACUGCAUGACAUUUGUGAUUGGCAGCUGCUACUUUCUCUGAAAUUUUAAUUCGUGCAACAUUUAAACAUGCCUCAUUAAAAUGGUAUUUAUUUUUUCCCCUAAAGCCUUUUUUGAAUUAAACUUUAAAUUAAAUAAAGUGUUAGGAAUUUCCUUUUAAAUUUUGCCCUUUCUCUUUUAACAAAUGUUUAUCAGAUUACCACACUUGCACAUAUGAGACUGAUAUUUUUUUAUAAGAUUAUAAAGCUAAAAUAGGUGUUAGGAUGUCUUUCAUUGCAAGAAAGUGCGGCCUUCAGUUGCAGCCUCCAUCUAUUAUUUUAAUUUAUGAAGAUCAAGUCAAGAAUAAUAUACGGAAGCGUAUCAUGCCUAUUCGGAAUUUCUCCAAGUACUCAGAUUGCAGCCGGGCAGCAGAACAGCUAAAGAAUAAUCCUCGACACAAGACUUAUUUGGAAGACGUCUCAAUGGAACAGUUACAAAAGUUACAUAGGUUGCUCAGAGGCCAUUUGGGAGGACAAAGUUUGACUCAGAGCCUAGAACAAAUUCAAAUGAAUGAAAUAAUUGACCCUGAAGAGAAUCUAAACAAACUUGAUGACAAGGAGCUUGCCAAAAGGAAACAAAUAAUGGAUGAGCUAUUUGAAAAGAACAGGAAAAAGAAGGAUGAUCCUGAUUUUGUCUACAAUGUAGAAGUAGAUUUCCCAGAAGAUGAGGAACUUGAAUCCUGUGGCUGGGAUGCAGAUUUAGAUGAUGAAUUUUGACUCAUUCCUUGGAUUUCUGGAGUCUUAUUACAGUAGGAAGGAAAUGUCUUUGUGUAUUGUUGAAAACACGAUUGUAUUGGAGCAACAGAACUUGUUGAAUCUUACCAUUCAUUUGUACUGUCAUCAAGAUAGAUCAAAGCUUAUGUCUUUCUCUUUACAUAUUUUACAAGAUGACAAAAAAGUCUUCUGAGAUUGUCUGUGAAAAAGGUAUGACCAGACUCAAAUAGCUACCAUUGGUUAGUUCUUCACACUGGCAUGUACCCUCUUAGAAAUAACAGAUCUGCCUCAACAAAACUUUCAUGUGCAGCUUAAAAAGCCUGUAACAGUGCAAAUAACGUUGUGUCUUGUUUAUUGUUUCACAUGUUCCUUCCAGUUUGCUAGGAAACCAUAAUUUGCCUGUUGAGCCACCUGGCUUUUGGUGUUUCUCUUUUUCAAUUAAACAAGAACAUCAGCUACAAAAUACUACACUUACAUUCUGUUGUUCCACAUAAAAAUCAUACAUCCUUUGCUUUUUGGAAAACAAUCAGCAUGGUCAUGAGAACAUUAGUAAAUAUGUUCUCAGCUGAUCUAACCUGGAAAUCUCACUUUAAAGCUGUGCUUAAUAAGGUAAAACUGUUUUUAUUCCAAAGGUUAAGCAACAACAAAGAUGGCAAAUAUCUAGAUGUACCAUUCCCCUUGUUCUCUUGGGAUCUACAGUUUGGAUAAAUACAGUUACAGAAAAAAAUUGACAUUCCACUCCUAGUUUCUGAAAAAAACUAAUGAACAUUCCCUAUUGUGUUUCCAAAGUUUUCUUGCAGGCAGAAUUUGGAGAGAACUCAUUAGAGGCUAGAGCAUGGCUCCUUGCUUUUAAGCUAAGGUGGGGGGCGGGAAUUGUUAUCUGAAGACAGCCUACUUUCUUUUCUGGGAAAAGACUUUAAAAUCUGCGUGGCUGAAAAUUGUGAAUGAUAAACUAUUAUUAAUUGGUAUGACUGCCCAAAAUAUAUUGGCCCCAUGGAAACUAUGAUUCUCUUAUCUUGAUUAGGAAAUGUGUUUUGGAGACUGACCAUCACAGUACCUUAGGGGGAGGCUGUUGUGUUUUUCUUUGUUUUAUGGCCAUCCCCCCAGUGUACUAUCUUUUAAUUUCUAUUAUCUCUCAGUUCCAUGAUUUUGUAGGGCAUUCUUGUUUGCCAGGUUGAACAUCACUGCUUCCAUGGUUUUACAGGGCAGAUUUCCAGGAUAUAUUCCGACAGAAUCUGUCCUUGUGGCCUGAAAAUGAUCAAUAUGCCUUUCCACAUUUUGCUUGAGUGCCCCAAGUUCGUAACUCUCAGAAAUCACUAUAUUAUGCCCUUAUUAAGCAACCACUUAUCUUUCUACUCUUUGGAAACUGUUGUCUUCUUAUUCAAAGGUAAUGUAACCCAAAAAUUACUCGGUGUGGCUGAAUAUGUAUUUGUCCUUUUAACUCUCGGUUCUAAAUAGAAUAUCUAGAAAUUGCUGUUCAUGAUUAUGUCUGUGAUGUUCUUAGGGUGAAAAGAAAGGGGUUUUUUUAAUUUAAAAGGGGGAGGGAAGAAAAAUAUGUUGUACUGUAUUGAAAAUAAUUCUUGUCAUGGUCUCAACAGUGCAAUGGAAUUUUUAUGCCUGAGAAAUAACUAUUUAGAAGAUAAAUUAUUGUAUUUGCUUCUGUUUACUUCCAUAAUCUCUCUAUGAUUAAAUGAUCAGACAU
This is a messenger RNA of Heteronotia binoei (common prickly gecko), 3118 nucleotides long. RefSeq names its product centrosomal protein 19 (gene CEP19). The transcript is spliced from 2 exons. Gene Ontology annotation, biological process: microtubule anchoring at centrosome; trans-Golgi to periciliary membrane compartment transport. Gene Ontology annotation, cellular component: centrosome; ciliary basal body; centriole. Lineage: Eukaryota; Metazoa; Chordata; Lepidosauria; Squamata; Gekkonidae. Bases 928 to 1419 code for a protein of 163 amino acids. The record is from RefSeq and is a predicted model, not a curated record.